This is a messenger RNA of Labrus bergylta (ballan wrasse), 1257 nucleotides long. RefSeq names its product gem (nuclear organelle) associated protein 7 (gene gemin7). Gene Ontology annotation, biological process: spliceosomal snRNP assembly. Lineage: Eukaryota; Metazoa; Chordata; Actinopteri; Labriformes; Labridae. Gene Ontology annotation, cellular component: SMN-Sm protein complex. The record is from RefSeq and is a predicted model, not a curated record.
AUAAAUCCAAAGAAGAAGAAAACGAAACAACAACGUUGCACUUGGUUGCUGCAGCAGAUGAAAACAACUGGAGCAAAACGGUUUAGAAAGAAAGACCUAGUGACUGGCCAUGGCAACACCUGUGUCUGUGCUCCGCCUGCCAAGAGGACCGGACCCAAAUAGCCGCGGGUUUGACCCCAAAUCACCUCGCUUCAUCGCUCUGUGCCGCACCUCCAUUCCAACAUCUGCCGAAGCAGAGGCUGACCCGGAGCAGCUGCAGAAAGAGCAACACGCACGAUCUAUGCUGAGGGAGACGUUCCUCCGAUGUCUCCUCUCCAUGGCCAACAGGAAGGUUCAGUUUAACAUGUACGAGAAGGUAAAGGUGGAGGCCACGUUUGGAGCGUCUGACAUCGACGUACUGAACUUUCAGGUGUCAGACCUGCACACUCCGAUCGGGGUGCAAAAAGAGGCACUGAUUAGGAGCCAGGACGUGAUUUCAUUUACAUACGAUGUAUGAACAUCGAAUGUGAUCUAAUGAUCUUUGUUUCCACACUCUUGUUAGUGGAAUUGGUGAUAUUGUGGGUGAGCAGUGUGGUUGUACAUUGCUGCUUUCUAUCCUUGCAGUGUGGUUCAGCCAGUCACACUACUCUGGUGUGAAAGCUUUCAAAGAUUCAACAAGCAGUCCCGCCUUUUCAGCACAAGAGGGAGCCCUUUGCCUGUUUCAACAGAGAUGCCAAAGCCUGGUGAGAGAGAGCUUGUUUGGUGUUUUGCUCUUGGAUAUGAGACAGUGUUAGCAGAAUCAACAGUUUUGACCAAGUUGUUUGUAAUGUAAUAAUAUUUUGUUCAUGUAUUUUCAGACACAGUUUCCAACAAGAAUAUUUUGAGAAUAAGAGGUGGCUGCAGUUAAUUUCCUUCAGUUUAAAAUUCAAUUCACUCAAUGAGGUUAAAACAUUGAAUGGUAAUAAGAUGAUGUAAUCAAGAGAGAGAAAAAUACCACUCAUUGGUUUUUUUUUUAUCGAUAUGUCCUGUUGUAUAUUUCUGCUCUGCAACAUGAGACUCUGUCGUUCAUUCACUGUUUAUGCACUAAAAAAGAGAAUAUCGCUGCACUGGUGCUUGAGCUGACAGGUUAUAUAUCCUUUGUAAUCCAUCGAAAGGUAACAUUGCACUUGUACAUGUUCUUUGGGGUUUACUUCAUUUGUAUCAAAAUGUUCCUUUGAAUUGUGUUUGGAAAAAUACCAAAACUUUAUGACAAAUAAACCUGUGCUUUGUGAAUAUUAA